Molecule: messenger RNA, 423 nt
Organism: Iphiclides podalirius (scarce swallowtail)
Lineage: Eukaryota; Metazoa; Arthropoda; Insecta; Lepidoptera; Papilionidae
Source: the annotation of a GenBank genome assembly
AUGUCGGGACAAAACGUUAACGUGUGUGAUAUCGGUGAUGAUGUAAAAAAUGUAUUGAAAAAAUUUCGUUUUCAAAAGCACAAUUCUAAGUCUGCUCUUAUUUUGAAGGUGAACAGAGAGAAGCAAGCAUUAGAGGUAGAUGAAGAACUAGAAAAUGUUGAGCUUGAAGAACUGCAAGAUAUACUACCAUCACAUCAACCUCGAUUUGUUAUAUACAGUUACAAAAUGGAACAUAAUGAUGGAAGGGUUUCAUUUCCUAUGUGCUUCAUAUUUUACACACCUCGAGAUGCCCACAUGGAAUUGCAGGUGAUGUAUGCUGGUACACAGAGGGCUUUAGCGGCCGCAGUGGGCGCCCCGAGACUGCUCGAGGUGAGGGAGAUUGAUGAGCUGACCUCAGAGUGGCUCAAUGAGAAACUCAGCAGA